AUGUUAUUUGAGCCAUCUGGGGAUCUCCGUUGUGAUUAUGGAGCCUACUGCCAUGCACUUGGUCUCACAGAACGGGAGGAAUUAUACCGCAGCAUCUUCACUAAUGAAGAGCGACGUAAAGAGAAGGAGGCAAAGUGUGCGGAGAUGCAAUUGACUUUGAAUACCGGUCUAGCGGCUGGUUCUGGAAUCACAGGUUUAACAUUAGAGCAAAUUGCCGCUGUUGCUGCUCCUUUCUCUCCUCCUAUUGCUGCUGCUCCUCCUCCUGCUCCUCCAGUUACAGCUCCAACAAAGCGUUCUGGGUCUACUACGAGUGGGCGAAACAGAAAGAAGGAAGUUGUUAUUGAUGAUUUCUCAAAGACAAAUCCCCAAGCAGCUCCUCCAACGAUCACUUUUAUUGUGAUGCGUAAUCUUAAGUUUUGUCUUAAUGAACGAGAUAUGAAACCUCUUGCACUUGCCAUACCACAUUGUCUUUCACUUGUAUCUGUUGAAUUUGUGGGUUGUGGUUUAUCUAUGGAAAGUUAUUUUCUUCUUGUAGAAUCCUUAUACAAAAGUCGUCGUGUGGCCUCUGUAACGAUUGAUUUCAACAGUAUUCACCACCCAGGGUUUUAUGAAGACCCUACAAUCCCAUUGACGACAUCGUCAAAAACACUUGGUGGUACAGGUGGUACAGUAGAAGGAAAAAUGGUAUUGGAUUUAUCCUUUGGAACCACAGUUGAUGAAAUGGUAACACCAUCACCUGAAGUAUCAGGAACUACAUCUGGAGAUGUACGAAAGUCUGUUUCUCAACUAAAAGAGAGUGAUAGUCGAACUACAGAUGAUAUUCUAUCAUUAAAGUUAAAACGAUCAGCUUUAAUGGAGGGUGUUAAAUUUGCACCAUCUGCAUAUAGAGGACUCAAUAGUGUACUCUCACCAAUUGAAUAUCAGGUUCGUGAUGAAAAAGAUCGUAAAGGAAAAGUUGACUCUAAGAAGCAAGCACAACAGCAACAACAACAAGAUCAAAUAUCACAAAUAGAUAAGGAAUUUCCUGUUUUGGUUCCACGCGGUUGGCCUGCUAUGCUAUUAACAGGUGUGAAACAUUUAAGUCUUCGGGGUAACGGCAUAACAGAUGAUGAUGUUAUUACAAUGGCAUCAUUGCUAGCUCGUCAUCCACGCAGUGAGUUGGUAAGUCUUAAUUUAUGGGGAAAUCAUAUUACCGACGCUGGUGCAAUAGCGUUAGCACAUAUGCUUAAAGAGAACCGCACUUUACAAGUACUAGAUCUAGGACACAAUCAAAUUGGAGAUAUAGGAGUACUUCAAUUGGUGGAUUGUUUUCGUAUGCAGGAUAUAGCAGUGGAAAAAUUAAUAGCAUAUCGUAAACGACAUCUUACACGUCGUGAUGCGACUUUGCGGGAACAACAACUAGCUUCUACAGCUCCACCAGCCUAUCCCAGUUAUCAAGAAUUAUAUAAUGCGUGGUAUCAAACCAAAUUUCCUGCCGUUGUAGAUGAGAAGAAAGAUUCUAAAAAAGGAUCACAAGCCAAAUCAAAGAAAACAGAAGCUGUUUUAAUACGUCCUACAACACCUUUUGAUCGGGAUUGUUUUCGAAUGGAGAACAGUUUUCGUGUGCCUGGUAAUACAGUGUUGCGUUGUGUAAACCUUGGGGAUAACCGAAAUGUCACAGUUGAUGGGGCUCGUGAGGCUCUUCGUAUUUUGUCUCUUCGUGAACCAAGUGAUGAUGCGGAGAUGUCAACAUUACAGAACAGUUCUACACAUCCACCAGAACUCUACUGUGCAUCUAUCACACUACGCGCAUUUAUUAUUCUUCACAGUGGUGAUCCUAAACUUCGAGAGGUGCAGAAAACAUUGAGUGAUGUUCUGUAUGAGAGACAGUUACAGUUACCACAGCCAGUCCAGGAGGAUGAAUUGGUGGUGGAAGAUGCCAAAAAGAAAUCUCCUCGUAAUAAGAAGUGA
Trypanosoma theileri is the source of this 1950-nucleotide messenger RNA. RefSeq lists its product as uncharacterized. Lineage: Eukaryota; Euglenozoa; Kinetoplastea; Trypanosomatida; Trypanosomatidae. Gene Ontology annotation, molecular function: protein binding. Bases 1 to 1950 code for a protein of 649 amino acids. The transcript has a single exon. The record is from RefSeq and is a predicted model, not a curated record.